This is a messenger RNA of Drosophila subobscura, 957 nucleotides long. RefSeq lists its product as uncharacterized. The transcript has 3 exons. The coding region runs from base 70 to 651 and encodes 193 amino acids. Lineage: Eukaryota; Metazoa; Arthropoda; Insecta; Diptera; Drosophilidae. The record is from RefSeq and is a predicted model, not a curated record.
UGCGCAAGUUAGCAGCACUGCGGCUUGCCGCCUCAAAAACAUGACAAAAAUAUAAUCACGUUUAACAAGAUGUCUUCAUUGACUAAUGCAAGCCAUUAUAAUGCCAGACUUGGCGACCUCCUGCAGAAAACAGCAUCCAGCAUACGUAGCUACCGUGGAUUCAUGUCCAGCCAGGCACAACACUUGCUGGGCCCCGUGAAUCAACUGUGGGACCGGAGCCAACGCUACCGUCUGGUGGCCGGCACUGAUGAGCGCUGCACGACGGCCCUACUCUCCGAAUGCCAAGAUGCCCAUCAGUCCAUUUGGCACAGCAUAAUGCAAAUGAAGGAAAUGUUGAAUGAAAUUGCCAGCGAUGCGGCCAAGUUCGACAUGGAAUGCAUUUGCCUGUGCAGCGAGCUACAGCCAGAGCCCUGUCCAGCCUCCGUGGACGAGUGGCGGGAAUGGCUGUAUGUUUCGCUGCACAGUCUACAAGCUCAACUCAAGCGCCUGGAGUAUGAAUCCCGCCGGUUCGUCCCGACUAUUCUGCAGGAGCAGACGGUGGAAGAGUUCAAAGCUAAUCUGCAGCUGGGCGAGCAUCCAGAGGCUAUGAUCUGCAUGGGCCUGGCCAGAGCCGAGCUACUGGCGACAUGCCCGCUGCUGCUGACUUCUUGACACACGUGAAAGAGAAUGCUGAAUGCUGUAUAUUUGCGCCAAUCAAUCAAAUAUAUUUUUGCGUACGAAUAACCAUUAGUUGAAGAAAUCAUCUCGGGGGGCAUCCCUCCACACACGUCUUCCAGGGCAAGGGCAAGACCGUCGACGUGAUGGCAGCUUGAAUUUGCCACAACCAAAUAUCUCAUUCGCACAUUUUGGGUGACCUUUCUGGCUGGCUCCAACCCUCUCUCAAGCUGCUCCGCUGUGGCUUUAGACAUGCAGCCGGAUAUUCUUUUUCACACAGCACAAAACAAAAACAAAAAAAAC